AUGUACCGUCAAAUUCUCAGUCUCGCUACCGCCAUCGCCCUCCUCGGCCAUGCUUCCGCCGACUGCAAACUUACAAACACCCUAAGCGCACCUGAGUCUGGACCCGAAACAAGAACAGAACUCUGCCUGCCUCAAGGCGAGGGCUCCUGGACCUUCGCAAUGGACAUCAGUGAAGUCGACGUCCCAACCUUCAAUUCGGGUGCCGAAUGGGCCGGACUGGCUGGAAACAAUGCCUACAUCAUUUACGACAACAACUGCAUUCCAUACGGCGUAUACGGACCGGAUGGUAACGACUGCGGCACCCCUUAUGUCAUUGAAGACUACUUCCUUCCUUAUGUCAUGACGAUUCAGGAUAUCAACACUGAUCUCGGUGCUGGCUAUUUCAAGUUUGCCUAUGCCAAUGGCUUGUAUACUAUUGGAAACGAUGGAUGCACCUGCGGAGACCUUUCAAGUGGCUUGGAGGGCGAACAGGGUUGCAAAUGCGCUUUUCCGUUGGAGGGUGAGCCUUCCAAGUAA
This is a messenger RNA of Talaromyces amestolkiae, 516 nucleotides long. RefSeq lists its product as uncharacterized. NCBI's taxonomy places the organism in Eukaryota, Fungi, Ascomycota, Eurotiomycetes, Eurotiales, Trichocomaceae. The record is from RefSeq and is a predicted model, not a curated record. The transcript has a single exon. Bases 1 to 516 code for a protein of 171 amino acids.